CGGAACUUCCCAAAUGUUGUACUGACAUUUGCAUAGAAACAGAAUUGAACGGCGAGAAUAGAGAACAGUCCGAAGGAACGUUUCGUCCUCAGCUUCGGCCAGCAUCUUCAGCGGUCUUCAGCGACGUUUCUUCCUGCAAGAAAGCAUUCCUGACGGGAAAGCAAAAGUGUUCGUUUGACUACAGACAUCAGACUCAUCAUGUUGCAUUGGCAAUUUUCCUUUUUCUCGUAUGUCUGCGUGAUUCUCAUGUUAUUUUGUGCCACCGAGCAAAAUGAAAUAUCUAACGACACGAACAAUCGCCUUCUACCCGCCUACACUAUCGCCUAUACCAUCGCCUCGAGAGCCGAUCUUCUCAAUUCGACGACAUGCAGGGAAGAAUUACGAGAAUUUCGAAACGCCGUCGAUCAUCGGAUAUUAUGGAGCCUGAAAGUACUAGACUCAAACGGCGAACCUAAAUCGGGUUUUCUCUAUGGAAAUAAUUUCUGGCUGGGCAGCCGUAGCCAAUGUCAGGACACGAUGAAUUCACAUUCUUUGGAACUGGCGGAACGUGAAACGCUAAAUAAUACGCUAUACCGCGACCGACGAGAGGAAUUUCCGCCCUUCAAAAUAAAUUACUUCGUUGCUCAUUUCAGGCACAAUAGUACUCUUCAGUACCAGGUUACAUAUCCUAACGACGAUUUAAUUACUCUCGGUCUCUGUUUACCGGCAUCCUGCUCCACGAACAAUCUAAGCUUCAUUUUGAAGAGAAUAUUUCGUGACAGAACUCUUUUGAUCGGUGGCCUUUACUCCGCGGACUUUAGAUUGAUUGAAGUCAAAGAUCUGAAAGAAGAUAAUCAAUGGUUAUUCAAUGGUGCAGUAUUUUUCAUCGGAUUUGUAUUGGUGUUUACUUGGACCUUGAUGUUAAUCGGAACGAUAUACGAUAUAUUCGUGCAUCAAAAAUACUUGAAAGCGAAAAACCUUCGCACAUAUAGCGAUAAUACGACUCUGCCACUAAAGAUAUUGGAUUGUGAUACGAAUAACUCGAAAGAUGUGCCAGAAGACGCGGAACUAAUGUCUCUACGCAAAGAAAGUAAACUCGAACAAGUAUUGAUAUGCUUCUCCGUUUACACAAACACGAAAUUUAUAUUCGGCACAACAAUGAACAGCAGUUCGAUAUCCGUCAUUCACGGCUUGAGAUUUAUAGGCAUGACUUGGAUGAUCAUGAUCCAUACCAUAUUUUACACGAUGGAUUAUUUCGAUAACAGAGCAUGGAUUAUGAGAAUGAGCGAGGGCUUCGCCACUCAAGUAAUCAGCAAUUCAACGUUAGCGGUCGAUACUUUCUUUUUCAUCAGCGGAUUUUUACUCGCUUAUUUAUAUCUGGAGAAAUCAAUGGGUAAAACGUAUAAUAAGCCGAUUAAUUACGCGGCGAAGCUGAACGAGUUCUUUGUCGUCGUAACGAGAAGAUUUAUCCGGCUAACACCUCCUUAUAUGAUGACGAUAGGAAUAGUAUACUUGAAUUCGUCCUGGUACAGCAGGACCUCGCAGUUUUACAUGAACGAAAGACCGCACGAGACAUGCGCCAAAUACUGGUGGAGAAAUCUUUUGUACAUAAAUAAUCUCUUCGACCAUAACUCGAUGUGCAUGUCUUGGAGUUGGUACCUUUCCAAUGACACGCAAUAUUUCGUAAUCGGCUUGAUCCUAUUGAUUUUGUUGACUAUAUACUUUUACACGGCCGUUGUCAUACUAUGCACUCUUCUGAUAGGCACGAUUGUACUCACCGGUUAUAUAUCAUACGCUAAUGAAUACGUCCCGACGCUGGACGAACAGUAUAGACUCCAGAAUAUCCUGUACUACUCGCCGUGGACUAGAAUAGGUCCUUACAUCAUCGGAAUGAUUACUGCUUACCUUGCGCUAAAACUGAACAAAAAAUUGGUCUUAAAAAGGAGGACUGUAAUUUUGUGUUGGUGUCUUGGUAGCGCUUGCAACGUUUCCGUAUUGUUCGGCUUGUGCGAGCGAUACAUAUCUGUUCUCGCCACUGCCUUUUACGUUGGACUGAGCAGGACGGUCUGGGCGAUAGGUCUGGCAUGGAUUUUAAUAGCGUGUUACACUAAACACGGAGGCAUAGUCAAUCAGUUGUUGUCGUUCAGAGGUUGGAUACCUUUAAGUAGACUCACUUACUGCGCUUACCUUUUAAAUCCUUUCAUCAUAAACUCGAUUCACUUGUACAGUGAAUCGGCCGAUCAUUUGAACUUUCUGACUGCGUGUACCAUGUUUCUUGGGAACUUAGUAAUUACUUAUUUUUGCGCUUACGCGUUGUCUUUAAUGUCAGAGGCUCCGUAUAUAUCGCUAACGCAAAAGUUGGCUCAGUCUCGCGGCAUAAAAAAAUGAGAUGUGCGAGACAAUCUCAUUCAUAAAUUUUGCGGACGUGAUCGCAAUACCAAUACCGCAAUAUAGCAACGCAUUAGCAUAGCUUUGUAAUUAGUUUAAUCACUUAGUCUUGUGCGUCUGAGAAGUGGUGUCUCCAAUAAAAUAAAAUCGGCUUUACGGCGAUACAA
Molecule: messenger RNA, 2534 nt
Organism: Odontomachus brunneus
Lineage: Eukaryota; Metazoa; Arthropoda; Insecta; Hymenoptera; Formicidae
Product: nose resistant to fluoxetine protein 6-like
Exons: 14
Coding region: 199-2367 (722 amino acids)
Molecular function (GO): acyltransferase activity, transferring groups other than amino-acyl groups
Source: RefSeq, a predicted model, not a curated record